UUCCUUUCAUCGCUUUCACUCAGAGCGCCUCUACUUUUUUACUUUUUUCCUUCCUUUACAUUGACACUCAUGUUGAGUUGUUCAACUCUGUGUUGCUGCCAUUACCCAACAUUGAGCAUUCCUGUCUAUUCAUGCAUUUUUCAUCGCGAGUUUGAGAAUUUACAUCUUUUCAUUUUUCCUUUCCUUCCGGUCUCAUUCUCACCAUCGAGUUAACGAAUGUGUUGUGGCUUUUUCCCAUUGGAUUCCAAGGAAAACAUUAAACCGAGGACGCAACCAUGGGAACCCAACACAACUUAGAUUCAUUCACUAAAAUUCAUUUGCCACCAACUUAUUCAAUACCAUCUUCCUCUCAGACAACGACAGAUGCGAGGAUAAUUCCAAUGAAAAUUACACCGUCCACACCAGCACACGCACCCAUCUACACUUCAUCCACGGGGGAAGGAUCAAGGUCAGAUAUCAUAAAGCAAGAGAUAAAUACUGUAAAGGAUCCACCUAAACCUCGGAAAAAAAGAGGCCAAUAUAGAAAGACAAUCCUCAGACAGCAGGCUCAGGCAGCAGCAGCAGCCGUCGCUGCGGGACUUCCGCCACCUCAAUUUCCACCACUAAAGACUAAAUCACGAGGACAAACCCAAAUCCAAACCCAAACCCAAACCCAAACAGGAUCAUCAGCAGCAGUAACCAAAGGAAAAGCCCAAGCUGACGAGCCUUCGAGCACUUCAGUGGCCGAAAACCUUGAUGCAGGAUCAGGCAAGCAAGUCAAUGACCGUGCUAGUCCAACGACCUUGGAAAUGGAGAGAGAACUGGCGAUGCUUGCAGAAGAAGCUGAAGAGGAUAAGAGACGUCGAGAGGAAGAGGCUGCUGAUAGGAUUUUAAAACGUGCACAGGUCGUUAAGCACCUGCGUUCCCUCAAAUCAAAACUGGCUACUGCACAGAUUCAGAUAGGGCAUGACCUGCAUUAUCAGAGCAUUGAUCUGUUUUCAGAGCUAUAUGAUGAAGUUCUCGAAGAUAUUGGGAGAGAUAAUAACUCAGAAAUGCUGAAUCUUCUUAAGAGCUCACUACGGGAUCGAAAGGAUAGUGUUUCUGAUGAAGAGACUGAAUCAUUGACUCAAAAUCUAGGCCAUAUGCCCACACGAUCUUCCGAUAAGCCAAGGAAGGGGGAUCUUAUUCCUAACACAUCCAGGACAACAGAAAGCAUAGCAAAAGAUCAUGUUGGAGACCAUACGCGGCAUCAGCUGCAUAGCUUGGAACAUGAAAUUGAUUCUGACGAUACUGCUGGUAUCAAAAGGAUACGUCGAGGCAGGGGCAGUAGUCAAUUUAUUGGUCAGUCGUGGGAUGUUAGCUCCGGUAGAGAGAACGCUAUGGCUUCACCCACUAUCUCAGGACAAAACCAUCGUCGCUCAAAUCCGAGCAAGCCUAUCACUCAUUUGGAAGAUAACGACAGUUUUGAUCUUUUAAACUUAAGGAAAUACGACGGCGCAGCACCCAACAUUGUAGAGAAUAUUAAACAAUUACGUGAGAAACUCCAACUCAAGCAACGCCGAGAAUUAGAGGAUCUCCAGUCGCAACAACGCAGGGAUCAAGAAGAAUUACAGCGCAAACAGCUAGAUCAGCUUCGCGAGUUGCAGGAACGGCAGAAUAUGGAACUCCAGGAAUAUGACGAAACCAAAGCGAGACAAUACCGUGAAUAUCUUGAAGUGGUAGCGGAAAAACGGCUCAAACCCAGCCUAACAAAUCAUGUUCGCAAAGGCGAGAGCACUAUUGGCCGAUCUAGACGUAGAGAUCCAUAUAUUUCUACUUCAUCGGCAUAUGAGUUCGAUAAUGGUAUUCAACAGCACAAUGGCGACUACUCCUCGGAUCAUUCGCGAUCACCGUCUCCAGCACCAUCUCAGCAACAGCCAACUCGUUCUCUCGAUUCACACGUAUCUCUAACAGCUCAUGGAUCCAGGUCGGAUCAUAUCUUGCCAACCAGAAACACAAGCUCUGCUGACCCGACAAAAUCAACACCUAAGGCGUCACGAAUCAAUAGCAGCAUCAACCCUCUUCCAAUGUCAACCAUGACAAUAGCACUAACUGCUAUCAACGAGAAGAAGAAACAGAUGAAACGAGCAAUGCGAAAGCAACAAGGACAGGAGGAUAUGUUUGAUGAAAGUAUAGAGCUAUCCGACUUUGAAGAACAGAGUACGACCAGCAACGGCCGUAGAUUCCUCAGUCCACCGGCUCCAAGCCAAAAGCGAAGUGCCCCUGACGAGGUUGAAGAUGCCAAACGGAACCCAUCCAUUGCUCAUUCACCACUUCCUCAUACUCCAAACUCUUCCUCGUCACAGAAGCGUCAACACCUCGCUUCAGAAUACACGGCGGGUCGCGCAGGCUCGCACCCAUUGUACUCAUUGAAGUCCCAUGACCUAUCUAGUUCACAGACACAUCUCAUAUCGCCGGAGGAGUUAUCGUCGCCAAGCUCAAAUUUCAAAUCUAGGAAACGCAAAAGCCCGAUAUCACCGUCCACAAGAACCCCUUCAAUGAGCUCGACAGGAGUAGGGAACAAGUCUUCUACAGGGCUUAAUAAGGCACUUUUAAGUCAAUUUGACAAAUGGAGCACAGAUGAAAAGACAGGAAGUUUUUUAGACUUUGUUUUAAGCGACCCCCCCAACAUUGAUCUAGAUGAUGCAGAGGUUGAGGACCUGAUAAACGACCGAAAACUCCCAAGCGGAGACGAUGACGAGCAGCAUGACUUGAAUGCCACUCCGACUUCGAGCGUCUUUCGAUGGUACCAAGAACAGCAAAAAUUAGCUCAGGAGCUUGCGCACCAGUCCAAGAUGCCGUCACUGCCUCCAGCGGAUAGGGACGAGAAUGAAAAUGGCCAUGUUCAUGUUGAGAAUGGAGGCUCUGGACAAAAUAAUGAACAAGGGAAUGAUAAAUCACGUUCAACAUUGCAGCUAAUUUCCGGAGAAGACUCAUCGGUAGCAUCUGUGCAAUCGCGUAGAAGGUCUCACAGCGGACGAAAAUCAUCUGGCGCCCCUGCCUCCUCCAGUCAGGAGAAGCGCUAUCAGAAUGGUGAUCAGAGCAGCCAGGAUAGCAACGACAAUUGUAUUCACCAGCAAGGCAAUGAACAAGAUGAAUUUCCCCUAGACUCCUCGCCGUUCUUAGAGAGCUCUCCUGCGACACAUCUGCUGUAUUCGGGGGAUGGAGUAGAGGACUGGAUGUUUCAGCCAUUCUCGAUGGAUUCUGCAGGAAGCUUUCUUCACAAUGACUCGUCUAUGCAAUCGACAGAGGAAUAUGGGCAUCUCAUCUGAGGUCUAUUCUACUGUAUUUUACAUGAAGGAUUUACAUUAGUUGAGAAUGAACUUAAUACAGCUUGAAGUACCCAUUUUCAUCUUUCCCAUUCGUCAUUAGAAAUGUACAGGACAACUUUUUUUAUUUUUAUUUUUUUUUGAAAUCCUACUACUUCAUUCAAAAAAAAUAAAUUAAAAUAAAG
Messenger RNA from Lobosporangium transversale, 3472 nucleotides. RefSeq lists its product as hypothetical. Bases 276 to 3290 code for a protein of 1004 amino acids. Lineage: Eukaryota; Fungi; Mortierellomycota; Mortierellomycetes; Mortierellales; Mortierellaceae. The record is from RefSeq and is a predicted model, not a curated record. The transcript has 2 exons.